Acanthamoeba castellanii str. Neff is the source of this 918-nucleotide messenger RNA. RefSeq lists its product as uncharacterized. NCBI's taxonomy places the organism in Eukaryota, Discosea, Longamoebia, Acanthamoebidae. The coding region runs from base 1 to 918 and encodes 305 amino acids. The record is from RefSeq and is a predicted model, not a curated record. The transcript is spliced from 4 exons.
AUGAGGGCCUGGCAGUGGCUGUUGCUAACGACGGGCCUUUUCUUCAUCGUUUGGUAUUUCACCUGGCCCUCGGCUGGCGUAGAGACCAAGGUGGCCACAACCCACGACUCGCGAGAGGAACACAGCUCUCAAGACGCACCUUCCCUUCAGCAGCCCUCGUCUCUCUCACCAGCUGGCGAGAUCCCGGUCGUGAGCAUCACCUUCGGCGAGUGCAAGGGCGACUACCUGUCCGUCGCGCUGAAAGAGCUGACCAAGCGCAACGGCAACGUGGUGGUCCUGGGCGACAGCGAGUCCUGCGCGCUGCUGGCCCGCCAGACCGGAACCAAGUUCAUCUCUCGCAAGCCCUACUCCAAAGAAGGCGAUGCCUUCCGGGAGGUGCUCGCCAACACCACUGCCGUGAUCGUCUUCAAGGCCUCCUUUGCCCACGUGGAGCCCGAGAAGCGACCCUGCUGGGGCUUCCAGGCCGUCGAGGGUUCGGAGGAGUGUGCCGAGGUGUGGGAGAGGCUGUGCAACCCCAAGGUGCUGGACAAGGCGCGCGAGAGGAACCGGCGGCCCAAGUACACACCCGGCAGCCUGGCCCUGCCACGCCACGGGAUGAUGUGGGACAACAACUUGGACAUGGACGACGAGUGGGGUCUCUUCGCCACCGUGCCCGGCAGCACCUACAAGCAGAUCGAGUGGCGAGACGGAGACCAGCCCUUCUACAUCUUCAACGAGCAGGCCAACGUGGGCCAGAGCUUUGGGCGGGCAGAGGGCCUGCCCGAACCGGCGGUGCUGGCGGGCCUGCACUUCCAGGGCGGCAAGAAGUCCAUGCUUCCCUCCUACACCACGUGGGACACCGAGUGGAACCGGCGGUGCCGGUGCUCCACCCCCGACUGCCGCAACUGUGUGGUGUCUUCUUCCACACGAUCGUCGUGA